ACUCACCUGUCCCGGUCCCUUCUCAAGCAGCAGGACCACAUCACGCGGCAAACCUGCUCAAAGAACCAGUAGAGUACGUCACCAUGUCCGACCGGGGCGCAUUCGAUACUAAUGUCGUUACCCUCACGAGAUUCGUGCAGGAGGAGGGAAGGAAGGCGAAGGGAACGGGAGAACUGACAACCCUCCUCAACUCUAUCUGCACGGCCGUCAAAGCUAUCUCCACUGCUGUCAGGAAAGCUGGGAUUGCCAACCUCUAUGGCAUUGCUGGGAGCACCAAUGUGACCGGUGACCAGGUGAAGAAACUGGAUGUUCUGUCCAAUGACCUGGUCAUCAACAUGAUCAAGUCCUCUUUCACCUCCUGUGUCCUGGUGUCAGAGGAGAACGAGAGGGCCGUCAUUGUGGAGCCAGAGAAACAGGGAAAAUAUAUUGUGUGCUUCGACCCACUGGAUGGCUCGUCAAACAUUGACUGUCUUGUAUCAAUUGGAACCAUUUUUGCCAUCUACAGAAAGACAACAGAUGAUGAGCCCAAUGAGAAGGAUGCGCUGCAGUCUGGACGUCACAUCGUUGCUGCCGGUUAUGCCCUCUACGGCAGCGCCACCAUGAUGGUGCUCUCCACAGGUCAAGGGGUCAACUGCUUCAUGCUCGACCCUUCGAUUGGGGAGUUUAUCCUGACAGAUAAGGACGUGAAGAUCAAGAAGAGGGGGAAGAUCUACAGUCUGAACGAAGGCUAUGCUCAGCACUUCUAUCCAGACAUCACAGAAUACCUGAAGAAGAAGAAAUAUCCAGAGGAUGGGAGUGUCCCCUAUGGUGGGCGUUAUGUUGGCUCCAUGGUGGCUGAUGUGCACAGGACUUUGGUGUAUGGAGGAAUCUUCUUAUACCCUGCCAAUGUCAAGAGCCCCAAGGGCAAGCUGAGGCUACUGUACGAGUGCAACCCCAUGUCUUUCAUCAUCGAGCAGUCUGGAGGCAUGGCCACCACGGGGGAGGUUAAUGUCCUGGACAUCCAGCCAGAGAACAUCCACCAGAGAGUCCCUGUGGUCCUGGGCUCCCCUGAAGACGUCCAGGAGUACAUCGCCAUCUACAAGAGGACACGCAUGUGAGACUGUGCUGGAGCCUUCUCUGGAUCCACCAUGACCUGCUUGUCCACGAAGGUCAACCUUUGACCUGACCCUGAGCUAGUAAUCUUUGUAUCAUAUGAAUGGAGCUGUGGAUGUACAGUGUAUGUAUGUAUGUAUGUAUGUAUGUAUGUAUGUAUGUAUGUAUGUAUCACACACUACCGUUCAAAAGUUUGGG
Messenger RNA from Coregonus clupeaformis (lake whitefish), 1290 nucleotides. RefSeq names its product fructose-1,6-bisphosphatase 1. NCBI's taxonomy places the organism in Eukaryota, Metazoa, Chordata, Actinopteri, Salmoniformes, Salmonidae. Gene Ontology annotation, biological process: fructose 6-phosphate metabolic process; sucrose biosynthetic process; fructose metabolic process. Gene Ontology annotation, molecular function: fructose 1,6-bisphosphate 1-phosphatase activity. The transcript has 7 exons. The coding region runs from base 84 to 1097 and encodes 337 amino acids. The record is from RefSeq and is a predicted model, not a curated record. Gene Ontology annotation, cellular component: cytosol; cytoplasm.